AUGGCAACACCAGCAAAGAAACAUCGAAAAGUAAUAAAAAUAGCAUUCGAUAAAGGAGAGCAUUGUUCAAAAGAUGAUAAUGAGGAUAGAAGUGCGGGCUUGGAAGAAUCAUAUUUAUGGAUGGAACAUUUAAAAAAUAUCAAAUUAAUGAGAAGUAAAUGGGAUGCACCGGUAGAUAGCAUGGGUUGUCAUAUGCUUGCUGAUGCACUCGCUGAACCGAAGGUAUUUCGUUUUCAAACUCUGUUGUCGUUGAUGUUAUCAAGUCAAACAAAGGAUCACAUAACUGCUGCUGCAAUGCAUCGGUUACGAGAACAUGGAUGUACAGUUGAUGAUUUAAUCGCAAUUUCCACGGAAGAGCUUCAGCAGUUACUGAUUCCAGUCGGUUUCUAUAAGAAAAAAGCUGUGUAUAUCAAGAAAGUAGCAGAAAUUUUGAAAGAGCACUAUGAUAGCGAUAUACCGAAUACGGUUAAAGGACUUUGCUCUCUUCCGGGUGUUGGCGAAAAGAUGGCUUAUCUUGCGAUGUGUAACGCUUGGGACCAGAUGGAAGGACUUGGUGUCGAUACGCAUGUACAUCGUAUCAGCAACAGACUUGGAUGGAUUAAAACUUCAAAUCCAAAAGAAUCUCGGAUAGCUCUAGAAUCUUUAGUUCCACGUGAACAAUGGCAAGAACUAAAUAAAUUACUAGUCGGUUUUGGGCAGCAAACAUGUUUACCUGUUUUACCGCGAUGUUCGGAAUGCUUAAAUAAGAAUAUAUGUGCAGCUGUAGGAGUGAAGAAGAAACGCUGA
Messenger RNA from Cercopithifilaria johnstoni, 786 nucleotides. The record is from the annotation of a GenBank genome assembly. NCBI's taxonomy places the organism in Eukaryota, Metazoa, Nematoda, Chromadorea, Rhabditida, Onchocercidae.